UGCAAAUUGCUAAUUAAGCUUUUUGUUUUUGAAUUUUAACAGAAUGAUUUGAUUUUGUUGUGAUUUUACUUGAAAUGGACUUUUCAGCUUUGAAAAUGUUUAUUUUGAGUUAAAUUAUACAAAAUCAUUAGCCAUCUGAUGAGUCUUCUUGAGCAAAAGACGAAACCGGUCAUGGCAGCUCUACUCACACCCUCACCCACACCCUUUCCAAAUUUGUUUAUCAAUUCUAUGCAGAAUAUUUUCCUACCUGAUGAAAGACCCUUAAAAAAGGUCGAAAUCUAGAUCGUAGGAUUCUAUUGUAUAAUAGUCACACCCUCACACAACAACAACAACAACAACAACGAACAAAUAAUGGUCAACGUCAAAGAACUACUACAGCAGCACACAGACGUCGUCAACGUCGUAAUAAUCAACAGCAAUAUCAGCAACAAAAUCAAGCAGAUGAUAAUCCAAAUCGAUUUGUUGCACUUGCUGAAGACGAUACCAGUAAUCAAAUAGAUACUGAAACGACUAUAAACGAUAGACCUGCAACUAAUAUUAUGGAUACAAAUAAAAGAAUUGGCAAGAAAAAGAACAUUCGACUAUACCUUCAAACAAAUCGAAUACUGAAAUGGUUCGAAGACAAUUCGAAAAGUUCAAUUAGUGGUCGCGGUAAUCAAGCAUAUGUAUUAGCAACAACUCCAAUUUAUGAUGAAUGGGUUCGAAACAAUUAUGAAUUACAAGUUUGGCAAGCAUAUUUGAAAAUGGGCAAUGAAAACAGACAUUGGGCAAAAGAAGUUGUUCAACGUACAAAACGACGUGAUGACCUAAUCAAUAGUCGAUUUGUUCAGAAGAAGAUUAACUAUCUAACGACCGUAAUUGCUCAAGCCAAUGCCACUGUUACAGAUUUACAAAUUCAACUAGGCACCUAUUGGACACUAACUGUAGCUCAAUCAGCUGCUCAAACGAAUGCGCAAGCCACUGCCGAAUUAACUACACAAUUAAUGCUCGACCGUAUGGGUCAAACAACGGCACAAACUACUGACCAAACCGUUCAAAACCCCAAUUUAACAACGGCGACUAAUCGUGAUCGACUAGAAAAAUCUAUUUUAAGAUAUAUUCAACAUUGUACACAAUAUGUGAAACGAAUAGCUGAAAAUCGUAUUCAAUUAGCUAAAGCUCAAAUGGAAGAAUUCAAAGCUUUAGAAGACUUUCAACAAAUAGCUAGUCCUUUACAAUGGAAUAUUCUUUCAAUGUUAAAACCCAAAAUGAAACUUUGGUUAACCAAAAGUAAAAAUUUACAAAUAGCAACAAAACGUGUUGAAUAUGAUUUACCACCGAAAUUUAUUGGCAAUACUCAAUUAGCUUUUAAAAUCGAUGAAUCAAUUAUAAGUCAAGAAGAAGCACAAAAUUUAUAUGACCAAAUGAGACAAGUGACAAAAGAUUAUCGUCUAUGUGCAAUGACUUUAUAUGUUCAAACAUGUACUCGAGAAUAUGAAUUGUUAACAAACGAAAUAAAACAAAUUGUUGAAGGUAUUCCACAAGAAAACGACGAUGAAGCUGGUUAUGCUGCAUUUAUACAUUAUAAUGGAUUACCGAGUCGAGGGCAACAACAAUCAACAAGAAGAAGAAGAAAUGAUCGCCCCGACUCUAACUCGAUCGUUGGGCGAGGAUUUCUUGCUCCAACAAUAAUCAAUGAAGCACAAGUGAAAUUAACCGAGGAUGAAUAUCAACUACUGAAAUUAGGCCCUCGAUUUAUCUAUAAUGAUCCAAAAACAGCAUCUCGACGACGUCUCAUCGAGUUGGCUACAGUCCAAAGAAAAAUUGAAGCUCGAUUUCAUGAAAAGAAAGUAAGCCCCGGUCGUCCAGUCCAUCAAUUCAUUGCUGAAUUAGAUAUUCUGCUUCAAAAUUUACAUGAUAUUCCUGUCAAGUCAAAUCCUCGGUUAAAUCAAUCACUACAACAACGACAACACGUUCUCGAUAUUCCAAAUUAUAUGAUUAUUUCAAGUCAACCCCAGCUGAUCCGAUCUUCUAAAACGAAGCGAAAUUAUGAUCGAUUAGUCAAACGAUUAAAACAUAAAUUUCGACUCACCGACAUAGUAUUACGUAAAACAGAUAAAUCCAAAGUAUUCCAUUUAGGAAAGGUCGAUGAUUAUAACAAAAAAUCUAACGAUUAUAUGGAUAAAACACAAGCAUAUCAAUGUCUUGGUACACAAGAUCCAUUACCUGAUUUAAUUCAACGAACAAAUAAAUAUUUACUAGAUCUUCGAUUAGCCAAAUGGAUCACUCAAAAACAAUAUGAACAGCUAUGUGUAAACCAACAAGAGGUCGAGUUAGCUCAUCUAUAUUAUUUACCCAAAGCACACAAGACUGGUACUCCUCUUCGUCCAAUUAUAUCUGGUCUUAAACAUCCAACAAUCAAGAUCUCUAAAUUUCUCGAUGAUCUACUUCGACCGUUAUUCGAUAAGAUGGCACUAGAUACUACUGUUACAUCUGGAUUUGAAUUACUUAAAAAGUUGAAAGAAUGGUCAAUACAAAAUUUGAAACAAGAGACUCUAUUAUGUACUAUUGAUGUUGCAGAUCUUUAUACAAUGAUACCACAAGUCGAAGGAGUACUAGCUCUCAAGAAAAUGUUAGACCAUUUCAAACUUAAACAAAUUGGUGGACUAAAAGUAGAAACAAUUGUUCGUUUAAGCCGAUUCGUUAUGCAAAAUAAUUACUUUUCUUUGAAUGGUCAAUUUUAUCAUCAAAUACGUGGUGGUGCUAUGGGUUCUCCACUUACUCUUACUAUUUCGAAUUGUUAUAUGUACUUUUAUCAACAAGAUAUAGUGAAACAAAUUAGCAAUAGUGGUGGACUCUAUUUCAGAUAUAUUGAUGAUAUAUUUUUAGCAGUCAAUUGGCCUAUUCGACAUCUCAUCAAACAAGUCGAUCGAUGGAAUCAAUUUGAUUCAAAUAUAAGAUUAUCUGCCAAUAUUAGUUUACAUGCCAAUUUCCUCGAUCUACAUAUAGAGAAUCAAAAUGGACAAUUAUUUACAAAUGUUUACCACAAACCAUCUUAUGAACCAUAUUAUUUGCCAUUUAAUAGUAUCCCCCCGUUACACAUGAAAAAGAACAUACCAUUUGCUAUGUUCUUAAGAGCCAUUCGAUAUUGCUCAACAUUCAAUGCAUAUUUACAAGAAAGAGAAUCCUUAAGAAUGGCUCUUCUAUUAAACAAAUAUCCGGGUGAUCUAAUUACUAGUCAAUUCAAUCGUGUUCUAUCAAAAUUUGAAAUUAAUGAUCAACUUAGUAUUAGAAAUUACGAAAGAUUAAGAGAUCAAUUAAUUCAAUCAUCUCACCCCUCAAGAGAUAGAACACCAUUUGACCAUGAAAAGAUGAUGUUCAUUCAUUUUACUUAUUGUACAAAUAUGAAGUCAUUUCCCAUGAAAUUCCACAACUUAUGGCACAAAUAUUUUGGCGAUUCCCCAAUUAAUGAAAUUACUCCAAUAUUAGGAACCAAAAAUGCCGACAACUUACAUAAACGUUUAGUGCAUACUCGUUCAUAA
Adineta ricciae is the source of this 3521-nucleotide messenger RNA. Lineage: Eukaryota; Metazoa; Rotifera; Eurotatoria; Adinetida; Adinetidae. The record is from the annotation of a GenBank genome assembly.